AUCCCCCCCAACCUGCCUUGCUCCGUCACGCUGCAGCCGGGUCCGGAGGACACGGGGAAGGCCUGCGGCGUGGACUACGAGGUCAAGGCUUUCUGUGCCGAGAACCUGGAGGAGAAAAUUCACAAAAGGAACUCGGUGCGCCUGGUGAUCCGUAAGGUCCAGUACGCACCGGAGCGACCCGGCCCCCAACCCAUGGCAGAGACCACCCGGCAGUUCCUCAUGUCGGACAAACCGCUGCACCUCGAGGCGUCCCUGGACAAGGAGAUCUACUACCACGGUGAGCCCAUCAGCGUCAACGUCCAUGUCACCAACAACACCAACAAGACGGUGAAGAAGAUCAAAAUCUCAGUGCGCCAGUACGCCGACAUCUGCCUCUUCAACACCGCCCAGUACAAGUGCCCGGUGGCCGUGGAAGAUGCCGACGACAUGGUGGCCCCGAGCUCCACGUUCUGCAAAGUCUACACCCUGACCCCCUUCCUCGCCAACAACCGGGAGAAGCGGGGGCUGGCGCUGGACGGCAAGCUGAAGCACGAGGACACCAACCUGGCCUCCAGCACGCUGUGA
This is a messenger RNA of Balearica regulorum gibbericeps (East African grey crowned-crane), 564 nucleotides long. Lineage: Eukaryota; Metazoa; Chordata; Aves; Gruiformes; Gruidae. The record is from RefSeq and is a predicted model, not a curated record.